This is a messenger RNA of Gavialis gangeticus (Gharial), 5846 nucleotides long. RefSeq names its product actin filament associated protein 1 (gene AFAP1). The transcript is spliced from 18 exons. The record is from RefSeq and is a predicted model, not a curated record. Gene Ontology annotation, molecular function: SH2 domain binding; SH3 domain binding. Bases 37 to 2541 code for a protein of 834 amino acids. NCBI's taxonomy places the organism in Eukaryota, Metazoa, Chordata, Crocodylia, Gavialidae. Gene Ontology annotation, cellular component: cytosol.
AGCGAAACUAAACUUAUAUUUAAGGUUUCCUAUUUUAUGUUCAGUUUGAGGCUGAAGAUGGAGCAAGAUGCAUGUGUGUCGACUUCUCAGGCCAUGGAAGAGUUAAUAGUUGAGCUACGUCUGUUUCUUGAACUGUUGGACCAUGAAUAUCUAACAUCCACUGUCAGAGAGAAAAAGGCAGUAAUAACUAACAUUCUCCUGAGGAUACAGUCAUCAAAAGGUUUUGAAAUAAAAGAACAUGUACAAAAACAAGAAGUCUCCAAUAGCUUACCUGCCCCUCCUCAGAUGCCUCUGCCAGAGAUACCUCAGCAAUGGCUGCCCCCAGAUAAUGGGCCUCCACCAUUACCAACAUCAUCCCUUCCAGAAGGCUACUAUGAAGAGGCAGUGCCACUUAGUCCUGGAAAGGCCCCCGAAUACAUCACUUCCAAUUAUGACUCGGAUGCCAUGAGCAGCUCUUAUGAAUCAUAUGAUGAAGAGGAGGAGGAUGGGAAGGGGAAAAAAAUGAGACAUCAAUGGCCUUCUGAGGAGGCCUCUAUGGACCUAGUGAAGGAUGCUAAAAUCUGUGCCUUCCUCCUAAGAAAGAAGCGUUUUGGACAAUGGACCAAAUUACUGUGUGUUAUCAAAGAAAACAAACUACUGUGUUAUAAAAGUUCGAAGGAUCAGCAACCUCAGAUGGAACUGCUCUUGAAUGACUGCAGCAUCACAUAUAUUCCCAAAGACAGCAAAAAGAAGAAGCAUGAGCUGAAAAUUAGUCAUCAGGGAACAGAUGCACUGGUUCUAGCAGUACAAAGCAAAGAGCAGGCAGAGCAGUGGUUGAAGGUAAUAAAAGAAGUUUGCAACAACUGUACAGGAGCUAUAGACUCAGAUGGACCAUCAUCUAGCUCACCAGUACACAAGACAGAACUGGAAAAGAAAUUGUCUUCUGAGAGGCCAAGUUCAGAUGGGGAGGGUGCUAUAGAAAAUGGAAUCACUGCUGUGUGUAAUGGAAAAGAACAAGUGAAGAGGAAAAAGAGUUCGAAGUCAGAGGCCAAGGGUACUGUAACUAAAGUAACAGGGAAAAAAAUAACGAAGAUCAUUGGAUUAGGAAAGAAAAAACCAUCAACAGAUGAACAGACCUCAUCAGCUGAGGAAGAUGUUCCAACAUGUGGGUAUCUCAAUGUGCUGUCAAAUAAUCGCUGGCGUGAGCGCUGGUGCAGAGUGAAAGAUAAUAAGCUCAUUUUCCACAAGGACAGGACAGAUCUGAAGACCCAUAUUGUUUCUAUCCCCCUACGUGGCUGUGAAGUCAUUCCAGGAUUGGAUUCCAAGCAUCCCUUAACGUUCCGUCUGCUUCGAAAUGGGCAGGAAGUUGCAGUAUUAGAGGCCUCCUCAUCUGAAGACAUGGGCAGAUGGAUUGGAAUUUUGUUAGCUGAAACUGGUUCAUCUACAGACCCUGGAGCUCUGCACUAUGACUACAUUGAUGUGGAGAUGACUGCAAGUGUCAUACAAGCUGCAAAGCAGACCUUCUGCUUUAUGAACAGACGUGUUAUAACUACUAAUCCAUACCGGGGAAGCACUGCCAAUGGCUACGCAUGUCCCAGUGGAAUGACACUUCAUUACGAUGAUGUUCCCUGCAUAAAUGGAUCGUGGGAACCAGAAGAUGGCUUUCCUACUUCUCGUAACAGAAACAUCGGAGAAGAAAUGCUUUAUGAUAACGCAGGCCUGUACGAUAACUUGCCGUCUCCGAAAAUCUUUGCACGCUAUCCACCAGCUGACAGAAAAGCCAAUAGGUUAUCUACUGACAAACUAUCCUCUAACCAUUACAAAUACCCUGUUUCAUCCAGUCUGUCUUCUGCUCAGUCUAUCACUAACACCUCUGCUGUGGGGAGGGGAUCUGUCUCUCAGUUCAAAAGCAAGAAACCCCCUGCAACUGCAAAUGGUAUCACAGGAAAAGGGAGAGUUUUAAACAACCAACCAAAGAAAUCUGAAUUAGUUUCAUGUGUGAAACGUACAGCAUCUAAUGCUGAUCAAUACAAAUAUGGCAAGAAUCGGGUGGAAGCAGAUGCAAAGAGGUUACAAAGUAAAGAGGAGGAAUUAUUAAAGAGGAAAGAAGCUCUGCGGAAUAGGUUGGCUCAACUCCGAAAAGAAAGGAAAGACUUACGAGCUGCCAUUGAAGUCAAUGCUGGCAGGAAAACCCAAGUGAUUCUUGAAGAUAAGUUAAAGAAGUUGGAAGAGGAAUGUAAGCUGAAGGAGAGCGAGCGUGUCAGUUUGGAGUUAGAACUGACUGAGGUGAAAGAGAGCUUGAAGAAAGCCUUGGCUGGAGGCAUUACACUAGGAUUGGCCAUUGAGCCCAAAUCAGGAACCUCAAGCCCACAGUCUCCAAUAUUCAAGCACCGAACUAUGGAAAACUCCCCUAUCUCCAGUUGUGAUACAAGUGAUACUGAAUGCUCAGUACCUGUGAAUAGUGCAGCAGCUCUGAAGAGACCUUCCUCAUCAAGUAAUUCUCCUUGUCGAGGCCAUGUACUUAGAAAAGCAAAGGAAUGGGAGAUGAAAAAUGGAACCUAAACACAGCAAGAACAUUUUCUUUGUAUAAAGGGCUUAUCUAGUAUGGAUCAAGACAUAGGCUGCGAAAGACUCAUCUGUGGAGUGGUGUCAAGUGAUACAGCAUAAGAGGUUCUAUAAUUCUAUUAAGUUAUAGGUAGCUUGGCCCUCAUUUGUCUGUACUCUCUACUGUAUUACUGUGUAACUAAGUGCGCCCCUUUUUAUUACCUGUAACUUUUUCCCCAACUUUAUUUGUAAAAAUCUUAGUAAUGUAAAAGGAGCAUAUAGUUGCAAUUGAGAUUUACAUUGCUGAAAUGGAUUAAACCAACAUUUGCAUUGCAUUAGAAAUCCAGAAAGGAAAUGAAAACUGGUGGGUGUUUUCAAGCCUUAAGUGAAAUCAGUUCAAUUUAGACGUGAUGUACUGUUAAGGCUUAUUUUGACUUUCAGAAUUCUACCAUAAAAGUUGUUGGGAGAGGACUUUUCACAAGCUUACUUAUUAGGAUUCACUCAGCUAUUACCUGUUUACAUGGCUAGACACUGAAGAAAUACAGUAUAGCCGCAGAAGUGAUACGAUUUGCUCAAGCUGGGAAGUCAGAAGCCCUUCUCUGCAUCUUCACAAUUCCACUGUGAAGCAUUUUUUGAUGCAUUUUGGACACAUGCUUUUGUUAUCAGGAUCUCUCCUAUAUGAUCUGAGAACUAUAUUAUUCCUGAUUUUCAAAAGGCAACAAAGUGCUUCAUUUCUGCAUCUCUCAAAGAGACAGCCAUUAAAAUUAAUUCUGAACUAAUAAUGGCAAUUUUAAAUAGCUCAUGUAGUUUGGUUUUGCUUGCUGUUAAAUUUGAGUUUUAGAACGUGGCUAUAUUUGUUUCCUUCAUUCCUUUCAGAUCUCAGACACUGUUUUUGAGGAUGACAGGCUGAGGGAAUUAUUUCUAUUCUCCUUUAUACACAAUAGUGAUAAAGUGAGAUGUGACAGAGAUAUUUGAACAGACUCAUGGUCUUUUGCCAAGAAACAGAAUCUUUCCUUUUACUCUGCAAAAUUGAUACAAAGGUCUGUUCUCCCUUUUGUAUUUACAUCACUCCUGGAAAGUUGCAUGCAUUAUUGCCAGUUGAACAUCCAAAAAACUCAUAUCAUCUUCUUAAAAAUCUUGAUGUUUUAUAAAAAGAAGUGUUUACUCUUUUUAUUUGCCUUCUGGUUUAGGGUGCCUUAGGCAUACUCAGGUUGUGUUUUCCAGGUUUUGUUCAUAACCAUUAGGGCUAGAAAUUUUGAGGGAAAAAAUAGAGAUUCUAAUAGUCACUGGCCUCCAGGGGUUAAGGCACCAAAUAUAUCAGAGAAGUGAGAAGAGUUGGCAACGCUGUAAUAAGGUAAGAAAAAAAUAUCCCUUCGUCACCUGCCUGCAGUUCUAUCAUAGUUGUCAUUAGUAAGAAUGUAUAUUGCUUUGUCAAUGUAUAGACCUAUACAAAACUUGGGGAAUGCAAGAGGACAUCAGUGGGAGAUCUGCAUGGAAGGAGACUAGGUUUGGGACCAGAGACCACAUUUUUCAGGUUUCAGUGUACAAAGGUUCCUGAAAAACCCAUGCGGGGUUGUGGGGGCUGAAUACUGAAAGCCUGGUCCAUAAUGGCCCACUACUAAAGGCCUGAUCCUGUUUCCCAUUAAAGUCAAUGACAAGGCUCCCAUUGCUCUCAGUGCUAGCCCUAAAUGGCAGAAGGUUCUUCCUUCUCUUAGUACAUAUUUUUUAAAUGCAAAUACAGUAGGGAAAUAAAUGUUAGCAGUGUUCAUUAUUCCAAGUAGGAUGUUAUAUUCUACAAUAGAUUGCCAUUAACACUUUAUAGGUGGAGGGCACAUGUUAUGCUGCAUGACUGGACUACAAAUAUCCCACGAACAUCAGGAAACAAAUUGAUGCAAAAAAUUCAUUUAGGCAUUUUAUUUCAAAAUAAGUUAUUUAUUUGUAUAUUUCAAUAAAUAUUUAAUUUAUAUCUGUACAUAUUUAUGAUGCAAAUUAGGCCUCUAGUCAAUGUGUUUGACAACAAAAUAGUUACCAUUACAAACUGGUCCCACAUCAAGUAACACCAAAUAAUCAUUAGCCUAACUAAUUAGUUUUUCAAGUUUUGGCUUUGUGACUCUCAUCUCCAUUGUGAAGUUCAAUUUGGGAGGAGGCUGGAGUUAAAGUUUGAGUCCAUGCCUGAGAUAGGAGUGUGCAAAUUCCUGUAAUCAAACAAAAAUUUUAAAGUCUGCACAGCUCCCAUUAAUGAUGAUAAUAGGGUCUUCUACUCUGCCACAUAUACUUUUAAGAAUGGCACCUUUUAGUGCCCAAUCCAAAUGAAGUAUUAUGGACAAGAUUAAGCAUAUUCUUCCCUAUCCCUUGCAAAGAACUAUUUUCACCCAAACAUACUGCAGUUAAACAUUUCUAAAUAUUGCUAACAUUUUGCAUUAGCGUACUUGUGAAAUCUAUUCUAUAAUGAAGAAUAUAAUGGCCAAGGUAUUUUAAGAAAAAAUCAUUCAAAGCCUGAAAUAACCUCCUUACAGACCUCAUUCAGGGCUGUGAAAUAUACACAUUUUGUUUCACAUUACUUUUACUGUACAGUUUUUACUGAAAAGCAACAGAGCUUGCUUUUUUAAAGUUUUUAAACUGAAAAAUCACCAGGCAAAACUCAGCAAUAGGCCAGCAUGACAAAAAUUUGUAUUUUAAACCAUCACGAUUCAGUGUCUUUUGAGAAAAUUGUGUGCUUCCUCAACAAACUCCUAUUAUUGUAUCAGGUGCUUUUUGUUAUACUUUUUAAAAUAUGGGAUCAUAAUUUUAGGGGACCAAAGGUGUUUUUAUAAGAGGAUUGUGGUGAUUUGAUUUUUCUAACAGAGAAUACUUAAUGUAGUAUCAAUUUUUUAUUUUAGACACUUUCAAAAUAAUUGACCCUGGCUGUAUGUUGUAAGAUAAUGUUCUCAUAUUAAGAAUGUAAUUAUUUCCUUAUUGUAUUUUUUAAAAAACAAAAUCGUAUUUAAAAUCUCUGUGAAAAAAAGCAUGCAAGAUACAUGACAAAGUUUUUGUUUUAUUUUUGUUAUUGGAUAUGUUGGCAGUGCUCAUUAUAAUUGACUGUAAAUAUAUUCUUUCUACUGUAUUUCUCUCAACAUAUUUAAUUUUAGAGGCACAUUCAUGGAAAAUCAUGUAAAAAAAAUCCAAAAUAGACCCACCUACCAAUGUGCAUCUUAGUAGCUUCAAUUAACUUUCUGCCUUUCUAGUUUAUUCUCCCAGAAGUCUUACAGAGUGUGAAAAAAGACUGACACCUCCUAGGUGUGACAGAUUCAUGAGAAUUAUUAAUAAAAGGUACCCUGUCAAAA